UUCAGCCUGCUUGUAGGUGGGAGACUUUGUCGUCGCACUCCACUUGUCUAGAGGUGGGGGUGCCGGCGGCGCCGGCGAGGCGUCCUGGCCCCCGCCCCGGCCCCGCCAUCUCACCUUGGGAGAAGUUACCAGAAAGGAAUGAGAUGGAGGAGGAGCACAGCGGCGGGGUGCGGCGGAGGUGGCUCGUCGACGUCGCCCGCUGGAGCCCCUCCCCGACGCAGUUCCAAGCCGCGGCUGCCCUCCUGCCGCCGCACCACCGCCAUGCCAUCGCCAGGUUUGUCAAGGAGGAAGACAGGAAACGAGCGCUCCUCAGCCGGCUGCUCCAGUACUCGCUUGUGCACCGUGUUCUUGGCAUCCCAUUCCACCAAAUUCACAUAUACCGAACAACUGAAGGGAAGCCGUAUCUGGAGAAUGGCCCUCCGGCCUUCAAAAACUUCAAUUUCAACACGUCGCAUCAGGGUGACUACGUCGGCAUAGCAUCAGAGCUGCUUUGCCUUGUUGGCCUUGAUAUUGUGUGUAUCUCUAAGCCUCAGGGAGAAACCACCGUGGAAUUCCUUAAGAACUUCUCUUCGUACCUCACUGGCCAUGAGUGGAACUGCAUUGGUCGCGCUGCCGGCUCCAUUGAGAUGUUAACAGAGUUCUACAGGUACUGGUGUCUCAAAGAAGCAUUUGUUAAAGCUGUAGGCGCUGGUGUUGGAUUUGGGCUGCAUCGCUUGGAAUUCCACCAUGUUGAAUGGAGUAACAUCUCUGUCUACAUUGACGGGAUAGAGUCUAGGAAAUGGAGGUUCUGCCUUUUCAAGCUUGAUGAAAUGCAUUUGGCGUCCAUAGCGAAAGGGCAUCCGGAGGAUGCUAUACACAGCUUCAAGACAACGUUGUCUAAUGUGGUUGUUGAGGAAGAAGAAUUUUAUGCUGCACUAGAGAUCCCAGAAGAAACUUUCACGCUACAGACAGUGGAGCAACUUACACAAUUAUAAUCUUAGCUGGCUAGCUUUCCUAUAUAGUGCAGUAACAUACGAGUGCAGGAUCACAUCAAGAGAUGAAACGCCUCAGGCUUAUUAAUUCCCAGUUGCGUACUACUGCAGGAAUGAAUCAAGAGAUGACAUAUAUACAUGAAGGUGUCAAAUAAGUGGAUUACAUCGAAGAGAUAAAAAAAAAUCCUUCAAACUAGAAAGAUCGAUGUAUGCCUGCUAAAUGUAAGCCAAUUUUUAUUCAGAACAAGGUUGCAUGAUUUAUGCUCAGAGCUUUUGCGCAGGAUGAUCUAUUAGGAUUUUUUUUCCAAUUUAUGGCAAAAGGAGAUCACAAUUUUGGAAGGGUUUACAUGCUAUGAUAAUCUUGUUUACGAUGGGAGCUGCAUAUACUGUACGCAAGUUGCCCCAUGAGGAAUUUUAGCUAGGUGUCUCUAGUCAGUUCUCAACAUAAGCACUGUAUAUAGCUAUCUUAUUUGGAGUUUCAGAGGCCUCUCAAGGUUGAAACAUUCUGUAUGGCUGCUUCCAGGUGAUAGGAUACAGUCACCUGAGCUCUGAGGCCUGGAAGAUUACUCUGUAAAUUAUGUAGAGAUGUUGAAUCAUCAGAAGAAUAGAAAAUGUUUUAGUUGCCUUUUGGUCAAAUUUCAUUGGUGUGUGUAUAGAGAUUGAAAA
Molecule: messenger RNA, 1637 nt
Organism: Aegilops tauschii subsp. strangulata
Lineage: Eukaryota; Viridiplantae; Streptophyta; Magnoliopsida; Poales; Poaceae
Cellular component (GO): cytosol
Molecular function (GO): holo-[acyl-carrier-protein] synthase activity; magnesium ion binding
Source: RefSeq, a predicted model, not a curated record